Manis javanica (Malayan pangolin) is the source of this 1315-nucleotide messenger RNA. Lineage: Eukaryota; Metazoa; Chordata; Mammalia; Pholidota; Manidae. The record is from RefSeq and is a predicted model, not a curated record.
CCCCGCCCCUGGAUUCAUCCAAAUCCUUUCAAACAAGGUUCCCUCCUGCCACCUGCCGGCCCACUAGGGUCUAAGUCUCGGCACCACCGCGCAGCUCGCGGGGAGGCGCCCCCACUUCCGUACUGCACAUGCCCGUCAGAAGUCCGGGCGCGCAACUUUGCACAACCUCUCCGCCCAGCCCCUCCUCGCCUCAGUCUCCUCUUUCCUCUCCCAGGCGAGAGGACCAGCGGAGGCAGCUCUCCCCAGUCGGACUGCAGAGUCUGAGCCUUAGACAGGAGCCUAGGAGGAGACAGACUUUUUGGUCCUUUGCCCCAUCCCUCCCCCCCAACCCCCCUUUUUUUUGGUGGCUCAGAGAGGUAAGCAGAGGCGCGGAGCUUUAGAAAGUUGAGUGGUCAGGAAGGUAGGUGCUCCCCUUUCUGCCCCACACUGAGGUGGGGCCGGGGACCUCCGGACCCAGCCUCUCACCUGGUUGAGGUGCACCUUUUUCGGCUCUAGCAGCCGAUGCGCUUCGGAGCCGCUCUCUGCAGAGCCGGAGGGCAGGGCAGCUUCUCGGGGUGCGCGUAAGAGAAUGGAUCGUAGGUCCCGGGCUCAGCAGUGGCGCCGAGCUCGCCACAAUCACAGCGAUCUGUGCCCACCCACAGGCCGCCGGGCGGCCACCGCGCUCCUCUGGCUCUCCUGCUCCAUCGCGCUGCUCCGCGCCCUUGCCACCUCCAACGCCCGCGCCCAGCAGCGCGCGGCUGCCCAGCAGCGCCGGAGCUUCCUGAACGCCCACCACCGCUCCGGCGCCCAGGUGCUCCCGGGGCCCCCCGAGGCUGACCACGAGCACGAGGAGGCCGACCUCGAGCUCUCCCUCCCCGAGUGCCUAGGGUACGAGCAGGAGUUUGAUUACGAAUCUGAGACCGAGACUGAGUCUGAAAUCGAAUCCGAGACCGACUUCGAGACCGAGCCCGAGACCGCCCCCACCACCGAGCCCGAGACCGAGCCGGAGGACGAGCGCGGCCCGGGGGGGCCCAGGCGCCCCACCUUCAGCCAGUCUCUCUCCCAGCGCCUGCACGCGCUGAGGCUGCGGAGCCCCGACGCGUCCCCGGGUCGCGCACAGCCCCGCACUCAGGAGCCCCAGAGCCCCCAGGAGGGGGAAGGGCCCGAGCCCGAGGACAAGGAUCCGGGGGACCCCGAAGAGCCCAAGGGGAAGCAGCAGCGCCGCUGCAGACCCAAGAAACCCACCCGCCGCGACCCGUCCCCGGAGUCUCCUUCCAAAAGGGGCCCCAUACCCAUCCGGCGUCACUAAUGGAGGACGCGGUCCAGAUUCUCCUUG